Verruconis gallopava is the source of this 3718-nucleotide messenger RNA. RefSeq lists its product as uncharacterized. The coding region runs from base 65 to 3634 and encodes 1189 amino acids. Lineage: Eukaryota; Fungi; Ascomycota; Dothideomycetes; Venturiales; Sympoventuriaceae. The transcript has a single exon. The record is from RefSeq and is a predicted model, not a curated record.
CUUAACUCCAAAGAGCCUCACUGCAAACCCCGCGUGUUCUGAGCAAGCCAUUCUAUGUCUAAGAAUGAGCGGGCUCAGUCCAGAUACUCCGGAUGAGCUCGCCGCUUCUUUGGGCGUAAGAUAUCCCUCUCCUGCGCGUGCGAGAACGAAUGUCGCACUUCGCAGACGCGAUCUUGUCCCAACCCCUCUGGCGCCACGAUCGCCGAAUUUGUCCCCUCGAAAACAGGAAAAUCUAAAUUUGGAUGUUACCUCAUCGCUCCUACGUCGAACCUCGCCUUCCAAGUCUAUGUUCUUUGAUCCGGAUCCCGAGCAGGAUGUUGCAGAGAGUCCAUGGCGUAUCAAGGUUACGGUUCAGGCAGAACCACGUCACGGUUCUUCCGUGUCGAAAUCUCCUGCUCCUCGGAUCAGAACUGUACGUGUCCCACUCAAGGAUGCUGACGUAUCUCCUGCGGGUCAAAAAUCUGCGGUUGGAAGGAAGCGGAAAUCUGAAGCAAACUCUGCCGUCAAAAACAGAAAGGGAACUCCCAUGAAGAGGCGAUCAACUAGGCUUUCAAAUGGGCUCAAGCAGGACGACAGUAUACAUGAGGAAGACACACCAAUCGAAUUGUCAAAGGCCCUGAAACGGCGAAGAGGCAGACCAAGGAAGGAUAUGCCUCCGAAGGAGCUUAACAUUGCCCAAGGACAACAGCAUGAACUCCCAUCUGAAGUUGAUACGGAGCCCAUGCAGCGAUCAUCACCAGAUCUGAUACGUGAUCGAGUUAUCAAGAUGAGUCAAGACCAAAAGAAAGUCAGACAAGGAAAUCAGCAGGAGCACGAAGAUGCUAUUCACGUUGACAAUUUCGAGGAUGAUGCACAUGCGAACGGGCAGCUGCUUUUGGUGAAUAUUGAUCUAAAGAAUAAUGGAGAACAAAAAGAAAUGCAAGCGAAAGAGGCCCGUAUCCGGAAGACUACUCCUGUCACAGAACAAAAUCUUAAUCAGAAAUCAUUCGAUUUCACGUCACUAACACCGCUACACUUGAAGCACCCUCUUCCUCCCACACAAAAGGAGCAGACUUCGGUACGUCAACAUAUCUCUGGAAAGAAUGCACAUAAUGGAGCGUCCAACGACCCUCUGGACCGCUGGAAGCAUCGUUUCACACCGCUUCCACAACGUGACUCGCCUGGAAAGUCAUUACUGCCGCAAAGCAAUCCCAGUUCAACGCCGACUUCAGAAAGUGAUGCUUCUAUGUGGCGCAGCAUGAUUUCUGGUCAACAUCGCAAAAGCCCACAUCGGGUCAUAUCAUCAACGAACCAGAUAGCAACGGCUUUUGAGCAACCUGAGUUUGGGGGUGAUUAUGAGGAAGAGAUGCCCGAAAACAACACGCAAAUAAUGGGUGAUACGACAAUGAUGCAAAGUGAAGACUUCAGUAUGGUUUCUCUCAGUUCACUCCCCAGUGCCAAAGAUAUUCAUAGCAGCAUUUUUGAGCAAAGUGAGAGAGCGACAACAGGCAAAACCUCAUCAGCAGAGCAGUCAAGACUUGCGAAAGUCAUAGCAUUUUCACCUCCACUUAGUCAGGUUAUUCAGUCACAAACAACACACCAGAUGGCCGAAGGAGCGGUCGAAUUCAUUGGCGCAGAUUCUAAGAAUCCACAGGCCACAAAAGACGCCUCGCCAGAGUCCGAUUUGCGCCCAGAGACUCAGCACAAGUCUUCGCUAUCUUACCACUUCAACCCUAUCAUUGAUGGUAGUAGACUGACACACGCUUCCGAUAAUCCUUCCCUGAGGCAAGACCUGCGUACCACAGGAUCAGGCAAACCUCCCCAGCAAAGGCCUGACAACGGAGAUAAUCGCUUUCCGACUCCUAGUUCGGGUGAGAAGCUAUCACCAACGCCUGAGUAUCCUGGUAUGAACGCUUGGUCCGACGUCAUUUACCCAGAGCUAGUCAACUCGGAACAUCAUGGGAAGAUCCAAGAUACGCCGACGAAGAGCGAAGCUGAUAUGAGUACCCCUCCUGCAACUCCACAGACUGAUAAGUCGCCAAAUGCCAGCGGCCAGCGAGAGAUGAGACCCUCAUCAUCGAGCUCAAGGAGAUCGUUAAUUAGUGGGUUGAAAUCCUCUCGAAUAAUUUCUUUGGAGAGAAAAUGGCAGGAGGAGCGUGAUAAUGUCAAACGUACUCUGGCUUCGGCAAAAGGAGACGUUGUGCAUGUCGAAAGUGAUGCGGAAUCAACAGCUGGAGAUGGCGCAUACACGCCUGCAAUAAAUGAACUUUCGCCAAGUGUUCUUUCAAUUCAGAACGAGACUGCGGAUAUAUGGCAGGACAUCAGUGCAUCAUAUGAGGAGCCACCUAAUAUCGUGUCAAAGCGCAAAUAUCGUUCAGCAGAGUCGAGACUGGCGAUUCUGGAGCGUCCGUCAAAGGCCGCUCGUACUGCACAGAGGCAGAACGCUUCUUCAUUGAAAUCGGUAGAAGAUGGAGAGGCACUUUUCACGCCCAAAAAAUCCUUUAACACUGAAGAAGGUAUUAGUAGUGUUCAUCGCCGCGCCAAAACAAAAUCCGACAUAUCCGCAAUCUUCGAUCGCUUGGGCAACCGGAACCAGAGCGAUGAGCGUGUCAAGCAAUCCGUUCAAGCACCGACGGUAGAGGCGAGUCGAAUGAGUCAAUCAUAUGAUGUUUCACGAGUUGAUACAACGGAUAUUUCUGCGCUCUCUGAUGUUCGCCAACUACACAACGAGGCGAUGCAAGCCAGAAGACAGCCCCCGUUUCCUUUGAUGCAGCGGGGUACGACCACGACAGUGCCAACGAAGCUAAAGUCGGUUGAUGAUACAUGGACUACUAAAGCCGAUGAGGACCUACUGAAGACAACCGAGCUGGACGCCAGUGGCCGAGUUAUUGAGGAACAACAAUCCGUCACCUCUUUCACGGGUUUGCGUCGACCGGCUCGUUCACUUUUCAGACACAGUUCUGAUAGACGAGGUGCAGAUUCGUCAGCCAAUUCAAGCGAUGUGCUGCUGCAGCAGUCUAAUCAAGCUUCGGCAGCCUCAUCGUCGAUUUCAGUCCGCGGUAUAUUCUCCUUCAUCUGGAAUGCAGUUACGUUCUCGCAACCUUACACUCCUCCCCCACGUCCCGACCAUCCUAUCCUCUCUGGUCGCUCCGCGGCUUUUCCACAACUUCCGCGCAUCCAACCUUGGUCUCUUGCACAUUGGCAAACACUGGACAACUUGUACCAAUACUACAAACGCAAACCCCAUCACUUUUCUCCCUCACGCUCAGCACAUCCUGACAACAGAAAUGUCAUCACGCCAACCUGGAAAAAGUUUGUGGGCGUAAUUUUCGAUCAUUGGGGAUACCGAGUUAAACUUGAGGAUAGCCAUAUUGUUCUCGCUAUUUUGUUCAUGCAGCUGCUCGUUUUACCCAGCGAGAAAGAGUACAUCAGCAUGUACGGAAAAACAUUAGAAGUGACGUGCGACUGCGCGUAUCGAUGCGGAAGGAUUACAGAGUGGGAUGUGCUGGUGAAACUCUUCGCUGUUGUAGCGGGAGAGCUGAUUCGGGAAGACGAGAAUGAGGGCAGACGUGUGAGACGCGACUUGACGCAAUUUCGAUACAGGCUUGCUGGGCAGCAUUGGAAAGAUAUGACAGACACGAUUCCGGAACUGUGAGCUUUGCUGUUGUAGCGGUGAUACCCUAAUUGUACUCUUGGCCCAAAUGACAGUUGAAAUGAAUUGGUUUCUGCGAUGUUCAAA